CAAAAUUCUACCAUCGAUUCCUCUGCGUAGACCUCCGCUCCAUUUUUUUCUCUCUCUACACAAUUCCAUAGACGAGCAAUAUAUCAAUCAAUUUCACCGCCAAAAAAGAGGAAGAGGGGAAUGGACGCGGCGGCGGCGGCGGUGCCGGUGGAGGAGCUCACAUCCGGCGCGAGCGGCCGCAUAAUUCCGGUCUUCAAAAACCUCCGCCAGUCGAUUCUCUCCUACGACUCUCUCCGCAGAUCGCUCCUGCUAAUCUAUUCGUUUUUCGUGUGGAUCCUGCUCCUCCUACCUCGCCUCCACCGGAUUUCCGCCGCCGCCUCGCCGCCGUCCUCCCCACGGACGGCGUCGUCGUCGGUAAGGCGUCGGAAAUUCGGAAUCCGGAGAGAUGAGGAGGACACGAUGAGGCGCAGGGCUUUGGCUGAGGAGGUUGAGAUGGCGACGGAGGGUAGUAGCUGGUGCAGGUGGACGACGUCGUUGUUCUUCGGAGUGAAGCGGAAUGCGCUCUUCUGUAGGUCCUGGCUGCCGGUUUCCGGUGAAUUGAGGGGCAUUCUUAUCAUCAUACAUGGGCUAAAUGAGCACAGUGGGCGCUACACUAAUUUUGCUAAACAACUAGUCUCCUACAAGUUUGGGGCAUAUGCAAUGGACUGGAUAGGUCACGGCGGAAGCGAUGGUUUACAUGGAUAUGUGCCUUCACUCGAUCACGUUGUUGAUGAUACUGCGGCUUUCCUGGAAAAGAUCAAAUCGGAGAACCCAGGUGUACCGUGCUUUCUGUUUGGUCACUCGACUGGAGGGGCAGUUGUCCUGAAGGCUGCCUCGUAUCCCCACGUACAAGAAAUGCUCGAAGGAGUCAUACUGACUUCACCUGCUUUGCGCGUCAAGCCGGCCCAUCCCAUUGUUGGUGCCGUUGCACCAAUUUUCUCGUUGGUGGCUCCAAGAUUUCAAUUCAAAGGUGCUAACAAAAGGGGAAUCCCAGUUUCGAGGGAUCCCGCAGCUCUCUUGGCCAAAUACUCGGAUCCAUUGGUCUACACCGGACCAAUCAGAGUCCGUACUGGACACGAGAUUCUCCGCAUCUCUUCGUACUUGAUGCACAACUUCCGUUCCGUCACAGUCCCGUUCUUCGUCCUCCACGGAACAGCCGACAGGGUCACUGAUCCGUUGGCUUCCCAGGAUCUGUACAACGAAGCGCCAUCUGCAUUCAAGAACAUCAAACUCUACGAGGGCUUUCUGCACGACCUUCUGUUUGAGCCCGAACGUGAAGAGAUCGCUCAGGACAUCAUUGACUGGAUGGAGAGCCGACUGACUCCCGCCUGCCCGGAGGAAGCUACGGGUGUCUGGUGAGACGAGUCAGACGACACCGGAGGUUAUCAGCAGGAUGAGAUUCGGAGCUUUCUGUUGGGAUAACGCUGAUUUUGAUCGGAGAUUUCAGUGUGUAGAGACUGUAGGUCUGGCGCCAAUGUGAUUCGAAAUUUGUAUAUAAGGACAGUUUAAUUCUUUAAAAUCGUGUUAAAUAGCGCUUUUAUAAGAAAAGCCCCAUAUCUUGUUUGAACAAACUGCAUGAAAUACAUAUUCGAUUGGAACUUU
Molecule: messenger RNA, 1581 nt
Organism: Salvia hispanica
Lineage: Eukaryota; Viridiplantae; Streptophyta; Magnoliopsida; Lamiales; Lamiaceae
Product: alpha/beta-Hydrolases superfamily protein
Source: RefSeq, a predicted model, not a curated record